Anguilla rostrata (American eel) is the source of this 822-nucleotide messenger RNA. RefSeq names its product parathyroid hormone 2 (gene pth2). The coding region runs from base 223 to 717 and encodes 164 amino acids. The record is from RefSeq and is a predicted model, not a curated record. The transcript has 3 exons. Gene Ontology annotation, biological process: neuropeptide signaling pathway. Gene Ontology annotation, cellular component: extracellular region. NCBI's taxonomy places the organism in Eukaryota, Metazoa, Chordata, Actinopteri, Anguilliformes, Anguillidae.
CUCAACUCCAGUUGCCUGAACACAAGGAAAGGCCGUUCUCCCACGGCAACACAGCUCGGUGAGCACAUCAGCUUACUGCAGUCCAAUCAACUCAUCACAGAACACAACUUUCAUAGUUGCGUGGAAAUUGGAAAUUUUAACACAAAUAUUCCCAAAGGCCAUUAUUGCUGGAAACCACUGGCCCACGCUGACGGGAGAAGAGCCUCACUAAUUCUUAAUAAGAUGCUUCUGCUCUUUCCUUCUCCUCACUCAUCGCUCCUGUUCCUGGCUCUCCUGGGCAUGGUAAUGGUGUCCUUUGGGUUCCCUCUGCCUCACAUGCACCCCCUGGAGAGGUUCUCAUCUCCUCCCAUUGGUCAAGAGGUGUCCAAAUUGGCACUGUGGGAGAUGCUGUAUCCCUCCUUCUCUCUGCAUGACUGGAGCAUUCAGAUGAUGUCAGCCCCAAAGUCCUUCACCCCCAAACCAAAGUCUCAGGUGAUGGCCAGUGACUCCUGGCUUCCUGUCAGCCAAUCACACAUGGAGGCCCUUAUCGAAGAGGCAGAGCUCAGUAAGAACAGGCCACCAAACUUGCCCCCAUGGGCAGGUAACGAGAAAAAGAGGAACAUUGUUGUGGCAGAUGAUGCUGCUUUUCGGCAGAAGAGUAAGCUGUUAACAGCCAUGGAGAGACAGAAGUGGCUCAACUCGUAUAUGCAGAAGCUGCUGGUUGUCAAUUCCCCAUGAAAACCCUACAAAAAAGCAAAAUUUUUGAAAGAUCAAAAAUAUAAAUUUUUCCUGUACUAUAAGUGUAACCAUAUUUCAAAUUAAUAAAAUGUGAGCAUAACACCA